Capronia coronata CBS 617.96 is the source of this 1278-nucleotide messenger RNA. Its product is annotated as undecaprenyl diphosphate synthase. The coding region runs from base 1 to 1278 and encodes 425 amino acids. The transcript is spliced from 2 exons. Gene Ontology annotation, cellular component: endoplasmic reticulum; lipid droplet; dehydrodolichyl diphosphate synthase complex. Gene Ontology annotation, molecular function: ditrans,polycis-polyprenyl diphosphate synthase [(2E,6E)-farnesyl diphosphate specific] activity. NCBI's taxonomy places the organism in Eukaryota, Fungi, Ascomycota, Eurotiomycetes, Chaetothyriales, Herpotrichiellaceae. The record is from RefSeq and is a predicted model, not a curated record.
AUGACCUCGCGACAUAUUUCGCACAUUCGGAACUGGCUCUGGUCCUCUCCGCCCGCGGAAUGGGCAUUGAACCAGCUGCGUGAACUGCUCAUUGGAGCCCUACGACAGGGCCCUGUCCCCAAACAUGUGGCAUUCGUGAUGGACGGGAACCGGAGGUUUGCAAAGAGACACAGGAUAGAGACUGUGGAGGGACAUAAUUUGGGGUUCGAGGCAUUGGCUAAGAUUCUCGAAGUAUGCUACAAAUCCGGGGUCACCCAUGUCACGAUCUACGCCUUCAGUAUUGAGAACUUCAAACGGUCGAAAUACGAAGUCGACGCCUUGAUGGACAUGGCCAAGAUCAAACUGAAGCAACUCGUCGAGCACGGCGACCUGCUCGAUCGAUACGGCGCAAGCAUUCGCAUCCUAGGCCAACGGGAACUAAUCAAGCCCGACGUCCUGGAGGUCGUGGAUCAGGCGGUCAGCAUGACUUCGGGGAACAACAACUGUGUGCUGAACGUGUGUUUCCCAUAUACCAGUCGAGAAGAGAUCACCUCGGCCAUUCGAGAAACAGUGGAAGAGUUCAGUCAUCCUAUACCUGCAGAAGGUGCAGACAAGGAGCGGACAAGCACAUUCAAAGAAGAGCGAAUAGCGCAUACAAUCCGCUCGCAACAGUUCAGUCAGCACACGAACUCAGAUGCGGCAUACACACAGGCGCCGGGACUGCGGUCGCCUUCUUCAAGCACGACCUCUCUCUCAUCAUACUCGCAAGAUGCCUCCGAACGCGACACAUCCUCCGUAUCCACCUCCACCACGCUCCAUCCUGACGGCUAUUCUGAUACCGCAUCUCCUUUCCCCGAGCCUACGUCUGGAGUUACUCAGACCUCACCAUCUAAAGGCUCUCAGGGCCAUCAACAAAAUUCUACCUAUCCCUCCCCUGAGCUGAUCACCCCCGAUACGCUCAGCGCGCACAUGUACACCGCGGGUGAUCCGCCGGUAGACCUCCUCGUCCGUACCAGCGGCGUAAGUCGACUCUCGGAUUUCAUGCUGUGGCAGUGCCAUCAGGACACGCAGAUCGUCUUCCUGGACGUGCUGUGGCCGGACUUUGAUCUGUGGAGUUUCCUGCCCGUGCUAUGGGAGUGGCAGUGGCGUACGAUCAAAGCCGAGCAAUGGGACAACGACCAGGAGAGCAAGGAACAGCGAUCGGAAAGGGCUGCGGCGAGAAAGAAACCCUUGAAACAUGCUGCACGAACGUCGACGGGUAUACCGCCUACCAGAGGCUCCAAAGUGCAUGCCGCUUGA